CGUGAGGGAGAGCGGGUUGGGGGAGGGGUUCAGGCCUGUCCUCCCCAGCGGCUGCGGCGGCACCAGCGCCGGCCUCCAGCGCCUCCGGGACGCGGAGGAGGAGGAGCAGCGGCUGGAGGAGUCUGCGGAGGGGGUGGGCCCCGGGGAGCGGGAUGCCCGGCGCUGCGGCUGGGCGGUGAAUGCUGAGGAGUGUCCCGGUAGCUGCCGUGUGUGCCGCCGGCAGGAAGUUGUGGCGUGAGGCCGACCGGGAGCUCGCGGCGCUGUGGCGACUCGCAGCGCGGGGUCGGUGCGAAGACUCUGUCAGACCCUUUCUCCCACGAACCAUGCCUGGAAGGAACAAGGCGAAAUCGACCUGCAGCUGCCCUGACCUGCAGCCCAAUGGACAGGAUUUGGGCGAGAGUGGACGGGUUCCCCGUCUGGGAGCUGAUGAAUCGGAGGAGGAGGGACGGAGAGGGUCGCUCAGUAAUACCGGAGACCCUGAGAUCGUCAAGUCCCCCAGCGACCCCAAGCAGUACCGAUACAUCAAGUUACGAAAUGGCUUGCAAGCACUUCUGAUUUCAGACCUAAGUAAUAUGGAAGGUAAACCCGGAAAUACAACAGAUGAUGAAGAGGAUGAUGAGGAAGAGGAGGAGGAAGAUGAUGAUGAUGAUGAUGAAGAUUCUGGAGCUGAAAUAGAAGAUGAUGAAGAAGAGGGUUUUGAUGAUGAAGAUGAGUUUGAUGAUGAUGAUGAUGAUGAUGAUAAUGAGCAUGAUGAUGAUGAUCUUGAUACUGAGGAUAAUGAACUAGAAGAAUUAGAAGAGAGGGCAGAAGCCAGAAAGAAAACCACUGAAAAACAGUCUGCAGCCGCUCUUUGUGUUGGAGUUGGGAGCUUUGCGGAUCCAGAUGACCUGCCUGGGCUGGCACACUUUUUGGAGCACAUGGUAUUCAUGGGUAGCUUGAAAUACCCAGAUGAGAAUGGAUUUGAUGCCUUCCUGAAGAAACAUGGGGGUAGUGAUAAUGCCUCAACUGACUGUGAACGCACAGUCUUUCAGUUUGAUGUGCAGAGAAAAUACUUCAAGGAAGCCCUGGAUAGAUGGGCCCAGUUCUUCAUCCAUCCACUAAUGAUCAGAGAUGCAAUUGACCGUGAAGUUGAAGCUGUUGAUAGUGAAUAUCAGCUUGCAAGACCUUCUGACGCAAAUAGAAAGGAAAUGUUGUUUGGAAGCCUUGCUAGACCAGGACAUCCUAUGGGGAAAUUUUUUUGGGGAAAUGCUGAGACCCUGAAGCAUGAGCCAAAAAAGAAUAAUAUUGAUACACAUGCCAGAUUGAGAGAAUUCUGGACACGUUUCUAUUCUGCUCAUUACAUGACUUUAGUGGUUCAAUCCAAAGAAACACUGGAUACUUUGGAAAAGUGGGUGACUGAAAUCUUCUCUCUGAUACCAAAUAAUGGAUUACCCAAACCAGACUUUGGCCAUUUAACGGAUCCAUUUGACACACCAGCAUUUAACAAACUUUAUAGAGUUGUUCCAAUCAGGAAAAUUCAUGCUUUAACCAUUACGUGGGCACUUCCACCUCAACAGCAACAUUACAGGGUGAAGCCACUUCAUUAUAUUUCCUGGCUGGUUGGACAUGAAGGCAAAGGCAGCAUUCUUUCAUAUCUUAGAAAAAAAUGCUGGGCUCUUGCAUUGUUUGGUGGAAAUGGUGAGACAGGAUUUGAGCAAAAUUCUACCUACUCAGUGUUUAGCAUUUCUAUUACACUGACCGAUGAGGGCUAUGAACAUUUCUAUGAGGUUGCUCAUACUGUCUUUCAGUAUUUAAAAAUGCUACAGAAGCUAGGCCCAGAACAAAGAAUUUUUGAAGAAAUUCAGAAAAUUGAGGAUAAUGAAUUUCAUUACCAAGAACAGACUGAUCCAGUUGAGUAUGUGGAAAACAUGUGUGAAAACAUGCAACUGUAUCCACUGCAGGACUUUCUCACUGGAGAUCAGCUGCUUUUUGAAUACCAGCCAGAUGUCAUUGCUGAAGCCCUUGAUCAGCUAGUUCCUCAAAAAGCAAAUCUUGUUCUUCUGUCUGGUGCUAAUGAGGGAAAGUGUGACCUCAAGGAGAAAUGGUUUGGGACUCAAUAUAGUAUAGAAGAUGUUCAGAACUCUUGGAAUGAACUAUGGAAGAAUGAUUUUGAAUUAAAUCCAGAACUUCAUCUUCCAGCUGAAAACAAGUACAUAGCCACAGACUUCACUUUGAAGGCUUUUGAUUGCCCUGAAACAGAAUACCCUGUUAAAAUUGUAAAUACUCCACAAGGUUGCCUGUGGUAUAAGAAAGACAACAAAUUCAAAAUCCCCAAAGCGUAUAUACGUUUCCAUCUGAUUUCACCUUUGAUACAGAAAUCCGCUGCAAAUGUGGUUCUCUUUGAUAUCUUUGUCAAUAUCCUUACCCAUAACCUCGCGGAACCAGCUUAUGAAGCUGAUGUGGCACAGCUGGAGUACAAACUGGUAGCUGGAGAACAUGGUUUAAUUAUUCGAGUGAAAGGAUUCAACCAUAAGCUACCUCUACUCUUUCAGCUCAUUAUUGACUACUUAGCUGAGUUUAACUCCACGCCAGCUGUUUUCACCAUGAUAACCGAGCAGCUCAAGAAGACCUACUUCAACAUCCUCAUCAAACCUGAAACUCUGGCCAAAGAUGUGCGGCUUUUAAUCCUGGAAUAUGCCCGUUGGUCUAUGAUUGACAAGUAUCGGGCUCUGAUGGAUGGCCUUUCCCUUGAGUCUCUGCUGAGCUUCGUCAAAGAGUUCAAAUCCCAGCUCUUUGUUGAAGGUCUGGUACAAGGGAACGUCACAAGCACAGAGUCUAUGGAUUUCCUGAAAUAUGUUGUUGACAAAUUGAACUUCACACCUUUGGGCCAGGAGAUGCCUGUGCAGUUCCAGGUGGUUGAGCUGCCCAGCAGCCACCACCUGUGCAAAGUGCGAGCUCUGAACAAGGGUGACGCCAACUCUGAAGUCACUGUGUACUACCAGUCAGGCACCAGGAGUCUAAGAGAAUACACUCUUAUGGAGCUGCUUGUGAUGCACAUGGAAGAGCCUUGUUUUGACUUCCUUCGAACCAAGCAGACCCUUGGGUACCAUGUCUACCCUACGUGUAGGAACACAUCUGGGAUUCUGGGAUUUUCUGUCACUGUGGGGACUCAGGCAACCAAAUACAACUCUGAAGUUGUUGAUAAGAAGAUAGAAGAGUUUCUUUGUAACUUUGAGGAAAAGAUCGAGAACCUCACUGAAGAUGCAUUCAAUACCCAGGUCACAGCUCUGAUCAAGCUCAAGGAGUGUGAGGACACCCACCUUGGAGAGGAGGUGGACAGGAACUGGAACGAAGUGGUGACACAGCAGUAUCUCUUUGACCGACUUGCCCACGAAAUUGAAGCACUGAAGUCCUUCUCAAAAUCAGACCUGGUCACCUGGUUUAAGGCUCAUAGAGGACCAGGAAGCAAAAUGCUCAGCGUUCACGUGGUUGGAUAUGGUAAAUACGAGCUGGAAGAAGAUUCAAACUGUUCUGGCGAGGAUUCAAACUCUUGUGAAGUGAUGCAGCUAACCUACCUGCCGUCCUCUCCUCUGCUGGCAGAUUCUACCAUCCCUAUUACUGAUAUCAGGGCUUUCACAUCAACACUCAGCCUUCUCCCUUACCAUAAAAUAGUCAAAUAAACAAACUGCAGUCUUGUUGGCCUGAA
This is a messenger RNA of Ochotona princeps (American pika), 3685 nucleotides long. RefSeq names its product nardilysin convertase (gene NRDC). The transcript has 31 exons. The record is from RefSeq and is a predicted model, not a curated record. Lineage: Eukaryota; Metazoa; Chordata; Mammalia; Lagomorpha; Ochotonidae. Gene Ontology annotation, biological process: proteolysis. Gene Ontology annotation, molecular function: metal ion binding; metalloendopeptidase activity. The coding region runs from base 180 to 3659 and encodes 1159 amino acids.